This is a messenger RNA of Durio zibethinus, 1029 nucleotides long. The record is from RefSeq and is a predicted model, not a curated record. NCBI's taxonomy places the organism in Eukaryota, Viridiplantae, Streptophyta, Magnoliopsida, Malvales, Malvaceae.
AACCCAGAAGAUUUACUAUAAAUAAAACCCCAAUCCAAUCUCAUUACCUUGACGGAAACGUUACAAGUAACUUCUCUUUCUCCAUCCCUCUCUUCACAUGAGUCGUCCUUUCAGGCUCCUAGCGGCCGCCAACUCCCCGGCCACUAGCCAGCCGCCGCCUGAACAAGCUGCAACCGUCGACUCCGACUUGGUCGUUAUCUUUGCAGCUCUCAUCUGCGCCCUUAUUUGCGUGCUCGGCCUCAUCGCUGUCGCACGCUGCGCCUGGCUUCGCCGUCUCUCCGGUGGCUCUGCUUCUUCAUCCCGUACUACGCCUCCUGCCAACAAAGGCCUUAAGAAGAAGAUCCUCAAGUUCCUUCCCAAGGCCACCUUCUCUGAUGAAUUCUCUGCGAAAUUCUCCGAUUGCGCGAUUUGCCUGACAGAGUUCGUGGUAGGGGAUGAAAUCCGGGUACUGCCGCAGUGCGGCCAUGGCUUCCACGUCCCCUGCAUCGACACGUGGCUGGGGUCCCAUUCUUCCUGCCCCUCCUGCCGCCAGAUUUUUGUGGUUGACAGGUGCCUCAAGUGUGGGGUUUUACCCUGUCCGAGGGCUUCAACCUCUGGAACUGAGACUGAGGCCAGAUUGAAGGAGCGUGAAGUUGAUGUCAAUAGGUUCUUGCCCUAGCCAGCCUCUGUCUCAGGGUUCCUCAAAAUUUUUUUUGUCUUUUCAAAGUUAAUAGAUUUGAUUAGCUAAUUACCUCCUCCAAUUAUUAAUAGGAUCUAGGUUUGGAUUUAUUGGAAUUUCUGUGUAGUAGUAUUUCAUUUGGUGAAUUGUAAAUAAUGUAAAGUUGAAGUGUAACUAUAUGUAUCAUGUAUGUUAAAUAUAUAUAUAUAUAUAUAUAUAUAUAUAUAUAUAGGCAGAAAUCAGAAUGUCAGAUUCCAGUAAGAACAACGUCUUGAUUACCCAAACAAACAAAUAAACAAAAAAAAUGGUUCAUGAAUGAAAAUUGAGCAACUUCUUUGUGUUUCCUUCCAUUUGUCAAGUCAAGACUUUUC